CGCGGUGCUCCAGUGGCGUCUUCUCCUUGCUGUGCUCGCCGGAGCUCCUCCAGCUCGACCGCUCGGCUUCCCCUAGCCUCUUCCCCUGCGAGCUCGACUCCUGCUCGCCUAUGGAGUUCGCCCAGCUCCCUGCUCCGGUGACUAGGGCUCGGCGUCCGGCUCCCUGGAUGCUUGCCCUGCUCGCCGCCAUCCUGCUCGGCCAGCGCAUCCCUUCUCUGCUCUCUCUCUCUAUUCCCUGCUCACUGGCAGCCGACUCCCUCUACCUCCCAUGGACGCCAGCCGCGCCCCUGGUUCCUGCCUCUGCUCGCCGUGGAGUCUACGCGCGCGCUGCUCCCCUAUUGGCCGCGACGAGCUCGCCCUUUCUUCAGCCCGGUUUCUGUUUCUCAUCUGCUCCUGCGUCGCGCGCGAGUCCCUCUGGCCGUCUUCGCUCCCAGCGCCGCGCACACUGCUCCUUGGGGCUCGGCCGCGACCUCGCCGUCGUUCGGCAGCUCCAGCGCCUCUGUUCUUCCCUGCGCGCGCGUUCCAUCCCGCGCUCGGCGCUUUCCUGCUCCCAAGUCCGGUGCCCUGCCGAGCUUGACCCUUACCGUGCGCAUCUCAGCUGGUGCCCAUGGCCGCGCCCGGCUUCUUGCUCCACCCAUAGUCGAAGCUCCUUCCGGUUGCCGUCGCUCGUCGUCGUCUCUUCGUGCUGGACGACUAGUUUGCCGUGGUCGCGCGUAGUUCCCUGCUCGGCCAGGAUAGUCGCACCGUCGAUUCCGCUUGAGCCCCUUCGCGUUCGUCGAUGCCCCCUGGCUCGACUCUGCCUAGUUCGCGUCCUGCUCGCCUUUGCGUCGCGCGCGUAGCGUUUCGUUGUUCCUGCGCGUGCUGCCGCGAAGCUCUCUGUUCAGUUCACCUUCGUCGCGUUGUCGUACGCGCGAAACUGCUCGUGGUCAAUAUCAAGUCAGUGACGCGCGCGCUGGACACGGUAAAACGUUGCGUGAGCUUGUGUCCGAGCCCGCCCGACCGUGACCUCGCUUUGCUUCUCGCGUCGCUACUCGCCAAGUCCUUCCACAGUCCGCGCCAUAAAAUUCACUCGGACACGAUCUCGUCGUCAUUCCGCGCGUCAGCAAGAAAUUCCAAGAAUCAGAUGAAGACAAAGCUAGCAGCGCGAUAUUCCCCAAGCGCUUGACAAAUUGCCUAGAUCGGAAAAUCGCUACCGAUCUCGUGGAUUCGUGUCAGCUGUGGAAAUGGUAAGCUGAUGAAUUAUUCAGAAUAGUUCGAUCGCUGAAUAAAUUAUUGUGCUAGUGCGAUGUUCAUUAGGUGCUCGAUAAUUGCGUGAGUCACGAAACUCUCGUCAACUUCGCGGUUCUUGCGAUUGUCGAGCCAGAUUCAGUUUUAGCAAGUUAUUUCACUAUUCCGAUUAAUUAACUGAAUUAGUGGACCGAGU
Molecule: messenger RNA, 1423 nt
Organism: Zea mays
Lineage: Eukaryota; Viridiplantae; Streptophyta; Magnoliopsida; Poales; Poaceae
Exons: 1
Coding region: 111-839 (242 amino acids)
Source: RefSeq, marked predicted